GGCGUUGCCUGCGGCCCGGCCCUUACCUGCGGAUUUGGCCCCGCCUGCCUGCCGCAUCGCCAGGUACUUUCCUAGUGUGGAUACUCCUCCCCAGGUACUCCUCUGAUUCAGGUGCUCCACCUGCAAUAAUCUCCAGCCCUAGCUGGUCCUCUGACAGGACUCUGUGCUCCAGGGCUGCCUGGCAUCUGGGGGGUCUCCUUGGAGCUAAAGCUCUUCUGGAAGAAGCUGAGGCUCACGGUGUCUUCAGGCCCCUUCAUGAGUGAGGCAAACCAAACCACUGUGGGGCCCUCAGAGCUCCUCACAGCAUCAGCCAUCUCCCCUGGACCGGGCACUGGGGCCCGGGCAUGGCCUGUGCUGGUAGGCGUUGUGCUGGGGGCUGUGGUCCUCUCUCUCCUCAUUGCACUUGCUGCUAAGUGCCACCUCUGCCGCAAAUACCGUACCAGCUACCAGCACCGCCCGCUGCCCGGGACAGGGAAGGGUGUCUGCCCGGAGGUGGGUGAAGAAGAUGACGAUGGCUUCAUUGAGGACAAUUACAUUCAACCUGGGGCUGGCGGGCUGGGGACAGAGGGUAGCAGGGACCACUUUUCCUUCUGAGCCCCAAUCUUUGGAUACCCCCCACUCAUACCUGACAGCUUAAGGAUAGUUGAUACUACAAAGGGUCCAUGAGCCUCAGGGACAGAGGUAUCUAGGGCUUAAGGGCCAACCAGUGAUAGAGCAAUCUUCCCUUCCCUGAUAAACUUUCUCUGCUCAACAACCCUCAAUGACUCCCUGCUGUUCUCAGGACAACUACCAAGGGCCAGACUAGGGAAAUAAGGCCUCUGUCAGCCUCUUGGUUCCCUUUCUUGCCUUUCCCAACAUCACUCCCUACUAAAGUAAUUAUUUGUUUUUCCUUCUCUCCUACGUGGGGUUUCUCCAUGCACUUUUUGUUCACAUUCUCUCCCCAGCCUAUACUGCCCUUCUGUUCUUGCAAAUCCUCUAUGACUGUGAUGGAAAUCCCUGGUCCUUAGACUCCCUAUAGCCCUCCUACCUGCCAACAUUUCAUAUGAGCCCGAUGAUAAUAUUUUAGCAGGAGUGCCAACUUUCUUGUUGAAAAUUUUCCCUACCAAUAAAGUGAGUGACCUAAAUGUUUAUAGUAUGUUACAUUUUU
Molecule: messenger RNA, 1147 nt
Organism: Hyaena hyaena (striped hyena)
Lineage: Eukaryota; Metazoa; Chordata; Mammalia; Carnivora; Hyaenidae
Gene: CUNH1orf210
Product: chromosome unknown C1orf210 homolog
Exons: 4
Coding region: 256-594 (112 amino acids)
Source: RefSeq, a predicted model, not a curated record